GCUAAUCAAACCCGGCCAAUAUACAUACACAUAAAUGCUUAUUCUAAAACAAACCAACCUUUUCACGGCCAAGUCAAUGAAGGCAGCCGUUUACUAUGGCAUUAUUAUGAUCAUGAGCUGCGUCAUUGCCUUCAGUAUCCAUGCAGUACUACCUGCUUCUUAUUCAUCAUCUAAUACUAAUCCGCUCAUCACCUCUGUGUUGUUACUAGUCGUGCUCCAUUACUAUACCUUGUGUAGACCUCCAUCCGUCUACCUCAUCGACUACGCCUGCUUCAAACCCCCAAACAGUUACCGUGUCCCCCUUGCCACCUUCAUGGAGCACGCCCAGCUCCUCUUCCCCACCAGCCCCAAGAGCAUCGCCUUUCAGACACAAAUCAUGGAGCGUGCCGGGAUAGGGGAGCGCACCUGUAUACCUAACCCUCUCCAUUACAUCCCCAUCGAUCUUACAAAUAAGACAUUGAAGCUGUCCUCUCAGGAAACCGAGCUGAUCCUUAUCCCCGUCAUGGACGCCCUUCUUGCCAAGACUGGCAUCCGUCCCGACGACAUUGAUAUUCUCGUGUCCAACUGCGGAGUCUUCAACCCCACUCCUUCACUCACUUCCAUGGUGGUCAACAGGUACAAGCUCAGGAAUGACAUCAAGACCUUUAAUCUCUCAGGGAUGGGUUGUAGCGCGGGGAUUAUAUCACUCGAUUUGGCACGGGAUGUGCUUCUCACCUGCCCCAACUCGACCGCGCUAGUCUUAAGCACGGAGAUCAUCACCCAGAGCUCCUACCUUGGGAAGGAGAGAUCGAUGCUCCUCCCAAACUGUCUCUUCAGAAUGGGAGGAGCGGCGAUUCUUCUCUCCAACCGCUCUUCCGACCGGGGGCGGGCCAAGUACGAGCUCAUGCACGUGGUGAGGACGCACAUGGGGCAUAAAGACCAGUCCUACAAGUGCAUAUUCCAGGAGGAAGACCCCGAAGGUUUCAUCGGGAUAAACCUGAGCAGAAGCCUCCCAGAAGUCGCCGCGGAGGCAUUGAAGACCAACAUAACCACCAUAAGCCCUCUCCUUCUGCCGCUAUCAGAGAAACUCCGUUUCUUUCUUGCGCUCGUUGCCACCAAACUCUUCAAUAAACCCUCGUAUGUCCCAAACUUUAGACGAGCGGUGGAUCACUUCUGCAUCCAUGCGGGCGGGCGGGCCGUCAUAGAGAACGUGCAAAAGAAGCUCGACCUCUCCGAUGAGCACGUGGAGCCGUCGAGAAUGACAUUGCACCGGUUCGGGAACACGUCGUCGUCGUCGUUGUGGUAUGAGCUGAGCUACAUUGAGGCUAAAGGGAGGAUGAAGAAAGGGGAUAGAGUGUGGCAGAUUGGGUUCGGGAGCGGUUUCAAGUGUAACAGUGCUGUUUGGAAAUGUAAGCGGACCAUAAAGUCGCACCUUCCUGGCAAUCCCUGGGCUGAUUGCAUUCAUCAGUAUCCCAUUUAGUAAUAUUAUCAUUAUUACUAAAUAAAUAUGAAUUGAAGGUAUGACUUAUUUUAAAAAAAUGAAGAUAUGAAUGUAAGAGAAAAUUGUUCACUUAAACCCAUUCCAUUUCUCCUCCAAAUAUGAAUACGAGUUUUUUAUUUCCAAAAUAUUACUUAAUUACUCGUAAUUAAUUAGAGUUUAGUUU
Molecule: messenger RNA, 1643 nt
Organism: Cuscuta campestris
Lineage: Eukaryota; Viridiplantae; Streptophyta; Magnoliopsida; Solanales; Convolvulaceae
Source: the annotation of a GenBank genome assembly